AUGGCGACGGCGAUUCAUGACGGCAACGGCGACGCAGGUCAUUUUGGAGAAGUAGACAAAGUUGGGGUAGCAAACCAGACCAAUGCUGAGAAAAUGUUCGAAGCCGAGAAUGAGAAAGCCAGUGAUUUUGUUGAUGCAAGUACGUCUCUGCCUGUUAAGCUUGAGGCCAGCUGCGUUGGGGUACUGGUACACCCCAUUGUCAAGGCGAUGAAGGCUGAAGAGCAGCCAUUGCACUCCACCAAUGAGGAGACAUCCGAUGAGUUCUUGGAUGUAAAUUCAUCUGUACCUAUUGACCUUGAGGCCAAGAACGAUGAUGCAUCCUUCAUUACAGAGGUGAUGACGAAGGAGGAACAGCAGCUAUAUGAGGCUCGGCUUAAGGUAGAGGAAGAAGAGGCUAGAAAAAGAGAACAAGCGGCAAGACUUGCUUUAGAUCCUAAUGCAUGUUUUAGCAAGUUGGAUGAGCUGCUGACAGAGACACAGCUUUAUUCAGAAUUUCUACUUGAAAAAAUGGAGCAAUUUACAGAUAAUUUUGUUGAAGUUAAAGAUGAAGAGGAGUCUGUGGAAGACAAGAAGAAAGGAUGUGGCAGAAAGAGGAAAGUAAAUUCUAAGCCACAAUACAAUGAUAAGAAGGCUAAGACAGCAGUGGCUGCCAUGCUCACAAGAUCUCGUGAAGAUCGUUCUGCUUAUGAUGACGCUCUCACAGAAGAAGAAAGAUGGGAAAAAGAGCAAGCCAACCUUGUACCAUUAAUGACUGGCGGGCAGUUGAAAUCUUACCAGAUAAAGGGUGUGAAGUGGCUAAUAUCACUGUGGCAGAAUGGGCUGAAUGGGAUACUAGCUGAUCAAAUGGGCCUUGGGAAAACAAUCCAGACAAUUGGAUUUCUUACCCAUCUUAAAGGGAAUGGUAUGCAUGGUCCAUACAUGAUAAUUGCUCCUCUUUCCACUCUCUCAAAUUGGGUGAAUGAAAUCUCAAGGUUUGUUCCAUCUCUUACUGGCCUGAUUUACCAUGGAGAUAAAGUGGCUCGGGCAGAGAUAAGGAGAAAAUUCAGGCCCAAAACUGUUGGCCCCGAUUUCCCAAUAAUAAUUACUUCAUAUGAGAUGGCCAUGUCAGAUGCAAAAUUUCUUGCUCGUUAUAAGUGGAAAUAUGUUGUUGUGGAUGAGGGACAUCGGUUGAAAAAUUCUAAAUGUAAAUUAUUGAGAAAGUUAAAGCGCAUACCAAUGGCCAAUAAACUUCUUUUGACUGGGACACCUCUUCAGAAUAACCUGGCAGAAUUGUGGUCGUUAUUGAAUUUCAUUUUGCCUGAUAUAUUCUCGUCCCAUCAGGAAUUUGAGUCAUGGUUUGAUUUUUCUGGGAAAGGAGAUGAGGAACAGCAGGAAGAAGCUGAUGAGAAGAAAAGAGUCCUUGUUGUUUCAAAGCUUCAUGCCAUUUUGCGCCCAUUCCUUUUAAGACGGAUGAAGGUGGAUGUGGAACAGAUGCUUCCACGGAAGAAAGAGAUAAUCAUUUAUGCUAACAUGACUGCGCAUCAGAAGCAAAUCCAGACUCACUUGAUUGAAAAGACAUUUGACAACUACUUGUUUGAGAGCACAGACAUAGUGUUGCGGAGACCUGGCAUGAAGAUGAAGCUAAAUAACCUAAUGAUUCAGCUGAGGAAGAACUGUGCCCAUCCUGAUCUUUUCAAUGCUGCAUUUGACUCAACAAGCCUUUAUCCACCUACCGAUAAGCUUCUGGAACAAUGUGGUAAAUUUCAGCUGUUUGACAGGUUACUGGAGUCCCUACUCAAACGAAGGCACAAGGUUCUAAUAUUUUCACAGUGGACAAAAGUUUUGGACAUAAUAGAAUAUUAUUUGUAUAUGAAAGGCCUGAAUAUUUGCAGAAUUGAUGGUAGUGUUAAAUUAGAAGACAGGAUGAGACAGAUAGCAGAGUUUAAUGACUUGAACAGCAGUAUGAAUGUCUUUAUUCUGAGCACUCGUGCCGGUGGGCUUGGCAUCAAUCUUGCUUCUGCUGAUACAUGUAUCCUGUAUGACAGUGACUGGAAUCCUCAGAUGGAUUUGCAGGCCAUGGAUCGAUGCCACCGGAUUGGUCAAACGCGCCCAGUGCAUGUUUAUCGGUUGGCAACAUCCAACUCUGUUGAGGGACGGAUUAUCAAGAGAGCUUUUGGAAAGCUGAAGCUAGAGCACGUUGUGAUCGGGAAGGGACAGUUUGAACAAAAUAGCGCGAAGCCUAACGUCUUAGAUGAGGAGGAGCUGCUUGCGCUGCUGAGGGACGAGCGGGACGAGGAAGACAGGAUGAUCCAGACCGACAUCAGCGACGAGGACCUUUUGAAGGUGAUGGACCGGAGCGACCUCACCGGGCCGCCUGCCGCCGCCGAUGCCCCCCCUCUUAUCCCCCUGAAAGGGCCUGGCUGGGAGGUCGUGAUGGCCUCCAAGAGCGGUGGUGGCGUGCUCUCGGCGCUCACCAGCUGA
Messenger RNA from Triticum turgidum subsp. durum (durum wheat), 2460 nucleotides. The record is from the annotation of a GenBank genome assembly. Lineage: Eukaryota; Viridiplantae; Streptophyta; Magnoliopsida; Poales; Poaceae.